Messenger RNA from Botrytis deweyae, 780 nucleotides. RefSeq lists its product as uncharacterized. Bases 1 to 780 code for a protein of 259 amino acids. Lineage: Eukaryota; Fungi; Ascomycota; Leotiomycetes; Helotiales; Sclerotiniaceae. The record is from RefSeq and is a predicted model, not a curated record. The transcript is spliced from 3 exons.
AUGAAUACCAAGGAAUAUAUCAUAGAUGUGCUUCAACACCUUUACUUUCCUGUUCAGUUCAUGUUUGCCUCUGCUACAUUCAUACCCGGCACCAUUGUUUCCCUUCUCGCCUCUUCCAAUAUCGCCACUUUAAGUUCCGUCGACAAGUUCAAAGAUGCAUGGUUUGCACGGUUCUGGGCCGUUUAUGGACCUCGUGUUAGAGAGUCUGCAAGUACAAAUGCAGAGCCUAUGAUUAAAGCCGCUAGAGGUGUUGUACUAGACAUUGGUCCUGGUAGUGGCGAGUGGUUACAUGUUUUUGAUAAAUCAAAGAUCACAAAGAUUUAUGGUAUAGAACCAAAUCGUGAUCAUUAUGAAGCUUUGAGAAGGAGAAUUAAGGAGGCAGGUCUCACUGAUAUCUACGAGAUUGCCGAAUGUGGAGUUGAGGGGUUGACGGAAUGGGGCAUUGAAGAUGACAGUGUGGAUUCUGUCGUCACCAUUUUGUGUUUAUGUAGUGUUGGACAACCCGAGGAAAUGAUUAAGGAUUUGUAUAAGAAGUUGAGAAAGGGGGGUAUCUGGGCAGUUUAUGAACAUGUGAUUAAGGAUCAGGGACACUGGACUGACAAGUAUCAAUCUUUGAUCAAUGUCGCUUGGCCUCAUUUCUUGGGCGGUUGUUCCCUCAAGAGGGAUACGGAGAAGUCUUUGAGGGGAGUUGGAAAAUGGAGUAGGAUUGACUUGACGCAUCCUGCUACUGAGGCUCCUUAUGCUAUCGUUCCACAUGUUAUGGGAACGCUGGAGAAAUGA